Messenger RNA from Aspergillus tanneri, 2340 nucleotides. RefSeq names its product GIY-YIG nuclease family protein. The record is from RefSeq and is a predicted model, not a curated record. Lineage: Eukaryota; Fungi; Ascomycota; Eurotiomycetes; Eurotiales; Aspergillaceae. The transcript has a single exon. Bases 1 to 2340 code for a protein of 779 amino acids.
AUGCUUGCCAUGGAGGACACACUCUUGAGCCAGACCAAAGCACCUCAGACUCCUCUCAAAGAAUCAAGAUCUGGCCCAGAAUUCGACAAACGUUCUUUCUCGACCGCUACCCCCUUAUCUAAGGCUACUCCUUCAUCAUCACCCGAUGCAAGCCAUGACGGCAUUUUCAGCCCUCCCAACUCUGUCUCCACGCAAGCCACUGAAGACUAUGGAUGGGACACUCCCACCAGAAAGCCACACCAUCGGUUUGAUCCAUCAUUCUUCACAAUUUCGUCUCUCAGCUCUCCCUCCCGGAUGAAAGCAAAAGAGCCAUCUGUCUCCUAUGAAUUCACCACUGUCAAACCCACAUGUGCAGGUUCUCUUGCUACCAUCUCAACUUCUUUGGGUAGUUAUUCGAAUCAAACGGAUCAGAAUUAUGAAUUCAACGGUUUAAAUAAGCUCCCUCCGUUAGGAUGUCGAGCAGAACGAACCACUGGCUAUAGAAACACCACAACGGUGCAUCCUAUCCACGAAGGACAGCACGCAAAGCGACGGUCUAUGAGUUUAGGGCAGGUUAACUUCUAUCACGAUGAAACGGGGAAAGCACCUCAUGGAAAGCCGAGAUCUCGGAGUCUGAGCGCUCCACGAUCGGGAUAUCACGAAGACCAAAUUGACCCGGGAGACAGCAGUAGCAUCCAGUCCUCUACCGGCGUGACGCCAGAUGUUAAACUAUCCCCACCAGAAUUUCUAUCAAAUGAGACAUCUGAUGUCGGGGUUUCUCGGAUCCUAAGUCUUUCCUCACCUGAAGUAAAGGAUACGGAAAACUUCGCAUCUGACUUUGAUCUUUCGGCUGUGACAUUUGACUCACCUCAGAAAGAUGAAACAAAAUCACGCCUACUCCCCGCAGGAGUCUGGAAUGGGGUGAGAAGACAUAAUUUUGGCGUUAGCUCCGCACAGCUGAGAAACGCAUCUCGAGGAAGAUCUCGUUCUACGACUCCCAGUGGUAACUUAUCAGCCGCCCCAGGAAGCCCUGACGUACAGCCCACCAUAGACAUUGGGCGCAAUGCUCUUGACACAACCCUACCACAGAAGGAUUCGUCCGUGUCAAGCUCGAGUCGAAUCAAGCGACAUUCGAUGAAUUUAAUGCCCGACAUAGAUUUCGUCCACCAUAUGGAACCGCACCGCAGGAAGGGCAGACCUUCUAGUGAUAUUGGUACCAAUCUUCAAGGUUUUAGGGAGCAGUCUAGCCCAAGUCACUAUUCUGAUAUUGCUCCUUCCACCUCUAUGACUGGGGCAAAGGAUCCCACUUCAAAUGAUGACAUACCGCAACCUACUCAUCCUGAAACGUCACUUAAUAAGAUCUUACCCCGCAAUAUGGGACGACUAUUUCACGAGGACAGCUCACGCUGUGUUGCGAGCAAAAAAGGGAAUGGCGAGAGGUGUCUGAUAAGACAAAGAGGAUCUAUUGAUAUGAUCUCUGCACAGCUCCUUAACUUCAUCAAUACAAAUACAGCCGAUCUUGAAUCACACAUAAAUGAUUUGGUGAACUCGAUCCUCUGCAAGAUUCAUAUGAAGGUCGCAACAAAAGAAUGGAGAUUUUGGAGAGGUAUACUCCCAAAGCUUAAUGGUCUCUCGGACAAUGUUGAGGAUUACCAUAUUUCUCUUCUAUUCGACUGGAUCCAUACUCUGAAGGCUGAUGUCAUAUCCUUGGGUCCAUUUAUCGGAACUAGGAUCAAAGCAGAAAAUAAUGAAGCUAACUCCCCACCAUCCCUGACUGACUCUACAAUGACUACUGCUCGGCCAAAAAGCUCGCUCCAAGAGCUGGAACCUUAUUGCCCACUAUCGCAGAUGGGGAAGCCAAUAACUAAGGCCCUAGAGGAAAUCUGCAAUAAACCUUUGUCAAAAUUGGAGAUCGAGCGGACAGGGUUCAUCUAUAUUUAUUGGUGCCCAGGGCACUUUGGGCGCGUGAAGAUAGGCUACACCGGUGAUGUCAAUGUCCGAUUAAACCAGUGGGAAAGGCAAUGUGGUAAGAGGCUAUAUGUCCAUUUUCCGAGGGAAGACACGAAAGAGCCACUGAGACAUAUCUUCCGUGUGGAGAAACUGAUCCAUGCUGAACUGAGAGAUUAUCGCAAAAUGGAACCUAAAUGCCCGAUGUGCAGUAUGACUCACUUCGAGUGGUUCGAGUUAGAUAGCGUGGAUAUAGCGGUGGAUGUCGCAAAGAAAUGGAUAGAUUGGAUGCGCCAGAAGCCUUAUAUACAAAAAGACUUUCGUGGUGAAGUCAAAUGGACCUUGAGCGAUGAAGCUCUGGAAUCGUUAGAAAACAUCUGCAAACCGCAUGAAAGGCUGUCAGGUGGAUUUUAA